GGAAAAAUGUGUCCGAGAAUGCCAUUUUCUUUUUUUAAACGAAUAAGGGCGUCAGAUCUCGUGUUUCCCAUAAGAAACUGAAAUCGGCUCAUCGAUCUUACAAAUUUAACAAAAAACGGCCAAGUUUGCGAAGUCUUUUCAUAAACAAAUCGCUCCUCAUCCGCCAGUAUCAUUCCUGUGGGCUAUAACAAAUUCGAGCAACAGUCAUUUCAGCAGGUUUGUGCAAGGCUUGCAGAGUUGUCUACUUGAAGAUCUCAUAGCGAACUCUUCGUCUCAUAUACGUACGGUACGCACCUUGGUGUCUUUUUCGGUUCAGCUCACUUAAGAAGGUGAUAACAGCUUCCUCCAUCACCACGAUGACGACCAUUAUACACAGAAAGAACCCGGCAGAACAGAUACAUGUGGAGUCGCCUCCAUCGGAUGCACCUAUCGAGAAGCUGAACGACUUCUAUUGGACUGAUACUGAGGAACCACAUGCUCAGCGCAGAAAGGAGAUCUUGAAGAAGUACCCGCACGUGACCAAGCUAUGUGGGCCUGAACCUCUGACCAAGUAUAUCGUGUGCGGUGUCGUUGCGUUACAGUUGUCCAUUGCUUACUAUCUGAGGGAUAAGAGCUUCUUCUCCUGGAGAUUCUUCCUCUUGUCCUAUAUCAUUGGUGCCACUGCCAACCAGAACGUUUUUCUUGCGAUCCAUGAGCUCAGCCACAACUUGGCCUUCAAGAAACCACUGUACAACAAGCUGUUUGCCAUAUUCACGAACAUACCUAUUGGAAUCCCAUACUCGGCUUCCUUCCAGCCUUAUCACCAGCUCCACCAUAAGUACCAAGGAGAUGAGGUGUUGGACACCGAUCUCCCAACAUACUACGAGGCCGCGGUCCUGAGUAACGUUCUGGGUAAGGCCUUUUUUGCAACGUUCCAAAUCUUCUUCUACGCCUUGAGACCGAUGUUCAUCACUCAGAUCAAAUUCACCUAUAUCCAUCUGUUGAACGUCAUUGUGCAGUUUCUCGUGGACUACCUCAUCAUCAAAUACUGGGGGUUCAAGUCGUUCCUGUACUUUCUGUUCUCCUCAUUCUUAGCGGGCUCCUUGCACCCAUGUUCAGGACACUUCAUCGCAGAGCACUACAUUCUGGACCCACCAGAGCACUAUGACCGUCACACCGAUGCCCCACCACCUGAGACGUACUCCUACUACGGGAUCUUGAACUUCUUCACCUGGAACGUUGGUCUCCACAACGAGCACCACGAUUUCCCAUACAUUGCAUGGAGCAAGCUAUACGAGCUCAACAGAAUCGCCAGUGAGUUUUACGAGCCCUUGCCGAAACACGACUCCUGGAUCAUGGUGAUUGUCGAUUUCAUAUUCGACGAGAACGUGUUGCUGUACAACCGUGUGAGAAGAGAGAGUAAGCGUGAGAAGCUGGAGCAGAUGAAGAAGUCCGUCUACAGCAUUUAAAAAGAACAAAGACUACAUAUAUCAGCGCCGUUAC
Williopsis jadinii is the source of this 1482-nucleotide messenger RNA. RefSeq names its product sphingolipid delta(4)-desaturase family protein. NCBI's taxonomy places the organism in Eukaryota, Fungi, Ascomycota, Saccharomycetes, Phaffomycetales, Wickerhamomycetaceae. The record is from RefSeq and is a predicted model, not a curated record. Gene Ontology annotation, biological process: ceramide biosynthetic process. Bases 357 to 1448 code for a protein of 363 amino acids. Gene Ontology annotation, cellular component: membrane. Gene Ontology annotation, molecular function: sphingolipid delta-4 desaturase activity. The transcript has a single exon.